GCGCCGCUCAGCAUGUGCAGCAAAACACACACGUUUAUCCUCUUAGUUUAAUAUUAAUCGUGUUUUCACAGAGUUCUGUGGUGAUAGUUUUGGGGUUGUGUUGUUUUUCACACCGGGUUUGUCUCAUAUCGGGUUUAGCUGUGUAAUAAUGGAGGAUUUACCAGAAGACUUGAGAUCAUUUCUAGAGAAACAGCCGUGCUUUGAGCUCACAGAGUCGAAAAGGAUUAAGUGUGUGCUGAAUGGACACGAGUUUCCCUGUAGUCUCUCUGAACUUCAACACUUCACGUCCGGCAAGAAAUAUAAGAAGCUCAGCGCACAGGAGCAGUUUAACUACAGCCAGUACGAGCCGCACAUAACCAGCAGCAGUAAACAACCUAAUCAUCUUUUCUGCAAACUCACGUUACGUCACAUUAACCGUGAGCCGAAGGAGGUUCUGCGACACGUCAGCGGCAAACGCUACCAGAAGGCUUUAGCGCAGUAUGAGGAGUGUGUGCGUCAGGGUGUGAAGUUUGUGCCUGUGCAGCUCAGGAAGAAGCAGAGACGCACAGAGAGCGAUGAGGACACAGACAGACAAGUACAGAAGAAGACGAAGAAGAAGCGGACGGAGGACAGCGGUGUGUGGGCUCCCAGCAGCAGUGAAGAAGACAACAGCGACUCUGAGGACAGCAUGUCUGAUCUCUAUCCACCAUCAAUGUUCAGACUGAAGAACGCAGAUGAUGAGCAGGAGAUGAAAGAUGAGGAUGAGGAUUUUCAGACUGAUGAAGAUGAAGAGGAAAUGGAAGUAGAAAACCAGGAGCAGAAACGCAGGAAGGUUCAGUCUGCUGGAUUUACUAAGAAGUUUAAGAAGAACAAUAAGAAGAAGGGUUUUAAACGUGUCGGCAGAGUCAACGGAAAAUAAUAAAGUCUUUAAUUGAC
Danio rerio (zebrafish) is the source of this 915-nucleotide messenger RNA. It is a transcript of the gene surf2, whose product is annotated as surfeit 2. The record is from RefSeq and is marked provisional. NCBI's taxonomy places the organism in Eukaryota, Metazoa, Chordata, Actinopteri, Cypriniformes, Danionidae.